Messenger RNA from Cinclus cinclus, 576 nucleotides. RefSeq names its product serine/threonine-protein kinase PAK 3-like. The record is from RefSeq and is a predicted model, not a curated record. Gene Ontology annotation, cellular component: cytoplasm. Bases 1 to 576 code for a protein of 191 amino acids. Gene Ontology annotation, biological process: intracellular signal transduction; protein phosphorylation; regulation of MAPK cascade. Gene Ontology annotation, molecular function: protein serine/threonine kinase activity; ATP binding. The transcript is spliced from 6 exons. Lineage: Eukaryota; Metazoa; Chordata; Aves; Passeriformes; Cinclidae.
AUGGGCACCAGGGAAGGAGCAGCAGUCGCAGAGGACACGCACCCGCUGCGCUGGGCAGGAACCAAAACGCUCUCGAGUCACAGCUGCAGGCCUGUGGCCAUAAAGAAAAUUAAUCUCCACCAACUGAGGAAGAGGGAACUAAAAGUUGAUGAACUUAGGGUCAUCAAGAAGAAUAGGAAUCCCAACCUGGUCAAAUAUUUAGACUGCUACCUUGUGGAUAAGCAAUUCUGGCUGGUGAUGGAGUACAUGGAUGGAGGCACUCUGAGCAAUGUCAUCAGCUGGACCUUCCUGUCUGAAGAUGAGAUGGCAGCUGUCAGUCGGCAGUGCCUGCAAGGCCUGGAUUUUCUACUCAAAAUGUGUGUGAUCCAUCAAAAUGUGAAGAGCCGCAACAUCACAGAUGAGGCUCGGCGCUGGACUGCCAAGGAGCUCCUGCAGGUAAAAUUAUCUGUUGGUGGCAUCAGUCGAGCCUACCUUCUGCCUGGUGCCACUGCUUGUGAAGAAGAGGAUGGUGGAGGGGAGACAGAUAAUCACCUGUGGACCAUUUCCUCCACCAACCAGUCUACGAUUUUAGAAUAG